AUGAUCGAUGUGGUCACUGAUACAUCGAGAGACUGGAACAAGGUCUGGUUGGAAUCGCCCGAACACGCCAAGAUGCUAGGAGAACUCGACAGUCUGAUCAACACCGUAUCCCGACAACGCUCAGUCACCGCCGAGAACGACAUUGAAUCGGAAUUUGCCACGCCUCUAUUGGAACAAAUCAAGGUCGUAACGAUCCGUGCCAGUAAAUCGAUGUGGCGCAACACACAAUAUGUCAACAACAAGUUCAUGCUGCACAUCAUCCUCGGCUUCUACACCGGAUUCUCCUUCUGGCAGCUUGGUCAGGGUGUGGGCGACCUCCAACUGCGCAUGUUCGCAAUGUUCAACUUCAUCUUCGUGGCUCCAGGAGUUAUCUCUCAAUUGCAGCCACUCUUCAUCGAGCGACGAGAUAUCUACGACGCCCGCGAGAAGAAGUCCAAGAUGUACAGCUGGAUCUCGUUCGUGGCGAGUCUGAUCAUUUCCGAGAUGCCUUACCUCAUGAUCUGCACUGUGUGCUUCUUCUUGCCCUUCUACUGGACGGUCGGACUGCCCGGAGAUUCGAACAAAGCUGGUGCAAUCUUCUUCGUCAUGCUCAUGUACGAGUUCAUCUACACCGGAAUUGGCCAGUUCGUUGCAGCGUACGCUCCUAAUGUGAUGUCUGCGGCGCUCGUCAACCCAAUCGUUCUCUUCACCCUGGUCGGCUUCUCUGGCAUCAUCCUGCCGUACUCGCAGAUGGUGGACUUCUGGAAAUAUUGGGUGUACUGGAUGAAUCCCUUCAAGUAUCUCAUCUCUUCCAUGUUGGUGUUCUCAAGCUGGGACAUCCAGGUGGAGUGCAAGGACAGCGAACUGGCAAUAUUUGACCCAGUGGGCAACCAGACUUGUGGUUCCUACCUAGAAUCCUACCUUCAGAACGUCGGCUCUGGCGCGAACCUACUGAACCCCGAUGCGACCGCUGGCUGCCAAGUAUGCCAGUACCGCGAGGGAAGCGAUUGGCUCAAGACACUGAACAUCAAGGACUACUACUAUGGGUGGCGCGAUGCCGCGAUCUGCGUCAUCUUCGUCAUUUCAAGUUAUGGGUUGGUGUUCCUCUUGAUGAAGCUGCGCACCAAGAAGACCAAGAAGGUCGAGUAG
Messenger RNA from Cercospora beticola, 1128 nucleotides. NCBI's taxonomy places the organism in Eukaryota, Fungi, Ascomycota, Dothideomycetes, Mycosphaerellales, Mycosphaerellaceae. The record is from RefSeq and is a predicted model, not a curated record.